This is a messenger RNA of Panonychus citri (citrus red mite), 880 nucleotides long. Its product is annotated as acyl-coenzyme A thioesterase 13-like. The record is from RefSeq and is a predicted model, not a curated record. The transcript is spliced from 2 exons. Bases 116 to 583 code for a protein of 155 amino acids. Gene Ontology annotation, molecular function: fatty acyl-CoA hydrolase activity. Lineage: Eukaryota; Metazoa; Arthropoda; Arachnida; Trombidiformes; Tetranychidae.
UCUCUCUCAAAAUAAAAACAAUUUUGUCAAAAUUUUCUCAAUUGAGACAAUUUUACUCCCAAUGUUUUGACUUUUACACUAAUCAAGUGAUUGAUUUUACAAUAAUCAGUUAAUCAUGUCAUCAACGGUUCUGCCAGUGGUUCGUAAUUUGUUAAAGAGGAGAGUUGAGAAUGGCAACUUUGAUAAGAUAUUAGAAAAGGUUACUAUUGUCAAGGCGGGUGGAGGAAAUUUAACCGCCGAGGUUGUUAUCGACAAGGAACACUCGAACCGAAGUGGUGGACUUCAUGGUGCAUUUAUCGCUACUCUAGUCGAUGUUAUGUCGACUUUGGCUUUGGCCUCAUCGGAGGUCGAACUGAUUUCUGGGGAUGUAGCUGAUUUCUCAGAAUCAGCCUCAGCUUCCGUCGCUUUAAAUGUCACCUACAUUCGUCCGAUGACCAUUGGUCAAACCUUACUAAUCGAGUGUAGUACAUUGAAUCGAGGACGAACCAUGGCCUAUUUGAAUGUCGAUCUGCUUAAUAAGGACGAGGGCAAAUUAAUUGCUCGAGGAACUCAUUCAAAAAUGUUAUUUAAUAAGUCAAAAUGAUCAAAGUAUUAGUGUAAUUAUGAUCAACUUGUUCAGGCUGAGUUAAUUGUCCACUGAUUAGAUGAUGAUCAAGGAAGUUAUUUCAUUCAAUUUGAAUGUGAAUCAAUUAAUUGCUAGUGAAGUUUUCACAAGAGCAAUUCAAAUUGUCUUGAAAAUAUUAUAUUAAUAAGUGUUUUAAUUACCUUGAUAUCGUAAUUGUAGUUUUAAAAUGCGUUUAUAUUACAAUUUAUAUUCUGUAAUCAAAUGAAAAUAAUUUAAUAAACAGAUUAAAGUCUCGACAAUUGAGGAAAAUGUAAA